Filobasidium floriforme is the source of this 1312-nucleotide messenger RNA. RefSeq lists its product as uncharacterized. NCBI's taxonomy places the organism in Eukaryota, Fungi, Basidiomycota, Tremellomycetes, Filobasidiales, Filobasidiaceae. The transcript has 2 exons. The record is from RefSeq and is a predicted model, not a curated record. The coding region runs from base 67 to 1278 and encodes 403 amino acids.
CUCUACUACUCGUCCUAGCCGUACGCACCCUCGAUCGCAAGGUCAUGUCAGGAUCAUCUCCUCGCCAUGCUGCCUCAUGUAGACUACCAAGCAGAUUCACCAUUCGUCCACCGGAUCUCUGGGCUCCAGGCCGGCGAAAAGAUCUGGUUCACCGUCAAUGACCUGAUCUCAAAUCCCAAUCGGAUGUACCAUCAACUUGUUGAUGCCGACGUCCCUAUCUACACCGACAUACUCGUACUCUUGAAAAAUACCAAGUCGAUCGAGGAGAGGGGUGUGAAUGAGAAACUGGAGGGGCAGAGACAGCUUUCGGCAUUGAAUACUGCGCUGGCCAGCCGCCUUCCGGAAGACUUUGCUUGCAACGCCUGCUGGGCCAAGGGAAAGACAUGCUACAGAGCGGAUGCAGAGACUGUAAAUUCCAGAUCCUGGCUGUACGCUAAAUGCAGUCGGUGCAUCAAGCUCGGCACAGGAUGCUUCUUCAACCCUAGAGAUAUCGAUCCGGAAGGGGUUGAAGCGAUCGACUUUGUGAAUGUUACUACCAUCGACAGCCAAUUACAACAAUCGCCUCUGGAAGUGAGAAGCGACGACGCCGUCAUCAGAGACUACAAUAAUCUGUUUGGGUACUUUUGGAGCUUCUCGCCCGAGCUCACCGGAAUGCAUUACAUGAACACGGAUAAAGAAGAGGAGGCCAUCAUGACAAAAUGGAUCAGCGAUGCUCUCUGGGCUCGUGGCUAUCCCAGUAAGGUUGACCUGAGUGGCACGACCGUAUAUGGCGGGAUCGUCUUGGACAACGUUACCCUCGAUAAUCUCUUCGAACCACCUACAUUACCGGGAGGUUCGAGCAAGAAGAAGCGACCGCAGAAAUCCAGGGAAGUCCGUCUGGCCAAGAAGAGGAAGGUUGUCGUGGAGGAGCCGAGCCAAGAGGAAGCCGUUGAUGGAUUCGAGGCGAAUGAGCCGAACCAGGAGGAAGCCGUUAAUGGAUUCGAGGCGAAUGAGCCGGACCAGGAGGAAGCCGAUGAUGGAUUCGAGGCGAAUGCGCUCGAAGGUUUCGACGGGGAAGUCGGUGACGGCUCCUCGUCCUCGACGUUGACCUCAUUGCCUGAUGAGCCUGAGAAGGCCGCCCCCCCUCGUCAACGACCUCGAUCCUUGGUCAUGGCGACUCCAGCCUGGACGACUAGGAUGCAGCGGGUCAUCCAAGGCUCUGCCAUUCCGGCCGAGGCGCAAGAACAGCUCUUGGAGGGGAUGAUCAGUGCCUGGGUCGACUUUAUCAGAGACCCAUGAGCCGAGUGCCGUCCUUGUAGACGAGAUGAACGGG